UGGUCACGCUUCUGCUGCAGAAAGCCAGUCUAAGCUGAUAUACCCACCCAAACCCAGAGACCAAAAACCCCUCGAGCGCGCCAAACCCAUUCCCGUCCGGCAAUUCACCUCCGAUCGGCUUCGAUGCCGCAUCUCCGAUUGCUCUGCCUCUAAACUUGCAGUCCCCGAAAAUUCGAUUCUCGGAAUCCAUGGCUCUGCCUCUCGUCAAGGUCGGGAUUCUCGUCGGCGCAGGUGUACUUGGUUCCUACCUUGCUAAGGAAGGACGCGUAUCUGAUGUGGUCUCUGGUGCAUUCAAGAUUGCGUGGAAACAAAUACGAGACGAUAAAAGUAAUACACCCUCGGUCAAGAAACCAUCCAAUGAUGCUUUGAUGGCUCAGAUGAACAAAAUACGGCAGGAGCUGCAGUCAUAUUCAUCAAGUGGGCCAAUUACAAUCGUAACUGGGAGUCGAACAGGUGCUAGCAGAUAUGUUAUAAUGAUUAUUGUAGUAGUGGCAGGGUAUGGCUACUUUUGGUGGAAGGGGUGGAAACUUCCUGAUAUGAUGUUUGCAACAAGACGUAGUCUAGGGGAUGCUGGCAAGUCUUUUUCUAAACAGAUUGACGGUGUCUUUUCAUCAAUUUCUGUCACCAGGCGUCAAUUAUCUUCGAACUUGGAUGGUGUGGACCGUAAUUUAGCUGAGAGUAUUGAAACUACUGCUAGUACACAAAAGGAGGUUGUUGAACUACGAGGAAAAACAGAAUACAUCAGCACAGAUUUUAAAGAAGUUCAAGAAGCAGUGAUGGAUCUGGAAACUAAGAUUAACAGACUAGACGGCAAGCAGGAUCCGAUCACUGCCGGAGUGUUUAAGUUGUGUGACUUUGCCCAUAACUCGGUAAAUAGCAGAACCACAGAACGAAUUCAGGCAUCAUCGUCCAACUCUCCUAGGCGAUGUAUCGAACUACCACCAGACGCACCCUCAUCUUUGGUCACACCAUUAAAGUCUUCAAGGCCAGCACUCGAGCUACCCCCUGCAUCACCGUCAAGACAGAAUAAUGGAAUUUCAGAAGUGUUUGGCCCGUCAGCUUUGGAAAGCACAAGCAAUGGACCUUCCAGUUCUGGUCGAUUUGGGUUUAAGUACCCAGCCUCUAAUACUAAAGUCAUCCAAAGGACAAAAAGUGCUACUAUUAAGAUGCUGCCACAGAAUCGAUCAGCUAGUGGACAGUUCUGACGAUCUUUGUAUAGGUCUGCCGUUAAAAUUAUAUCCAUAUCAUAAAUUAUUGGCCUCCCAUUUGGGAAAACUAGCCUUGAGCCAUUUGACUGGUUCGGAUUUAAGUGCCAACCUCAGAUAUAGUUGGCGCCUUAGUGCCCAAGUCAAACUCAUUGUAACUGGAUUGGGUACUGAAUUUUGCAGAGUAGUUGACAAGCUUUUAUGGUUAUCAAAGAUUUUUAGUAAUGGCCAAAUCUCUUGGUGUA
This is a messenger RNA of Argentina anserina (silverweed cinquefoil), 1450 nucleotides long. RefSeq lists its product as uncharacterized. The record is from RefSeq and is a predicted model, not a curated record. NCBI's taxonomy places the organism in Eukaryota, Viridiplantae, Streptophyta, Magnoliopsida, Rosales, Rosaceae. The coding region runs from base 189 to 1205 and encodes 338 amino acids. The transcript is spliced from 13 exons.